UAAACGCGCUGUAAUGUCAUUGCGCUCCCUCCAGCAGUGUGGUCGUCGCUCAACAUUGGAAAAACUGGCAUUCCUUGUUUGACCCGACGAAUUGAAAACCCUUCUCUUUUCUGCUUUCUGCUUCUCAUUUUCACACCCAUCCUUGCUUUUUCAAUUACCAUUUCCUUGUUUCUUCUUUCUUUUGCUUGAUUUCUUCUCUCUUCAAUUGAAUGUUCAAACAAUAUCACUUUCUUUGAAAUUGAAGGGCUUCUUUCUCUGUGGAUAUUCACUCAUUUCACGCUUUUUUCGAUCUCUUCAGUUUCGGUUCUUCAAAUAUCAGGUUUUGUUGUUAUGAAGUUGGGCCGUCGUAAAUUCUGUUAUUUUCAAGCUCCAGUGUGCAAAAAAUAGCAAUUUUAGGUUUUUUUUAGGAAAAUUAUACGGCUUUCUGCGUAAACAUGAUGCUGGGUAGACCUGUUCUUGAGAUUUUAGUUAGCAUUUGUCUCUGGUUGUUGCUUAGCUGUACUUUGAGCUAUGGUACUGAGACAGAUAUUGCUUGCCUGAAGAGUAUAAAAGACUCACUUGAAGACCCUUUUAAGUACUUGAAGUCUUCAUGGGACUUUAACAACAAUACCGAAGGAUACAUUUGUGGAUUUACGGGUGUUGAAUGUUGGCACCCUGAUGAGAGCAGGGUCUUAAAUCUCCGUCUUUCGGAUAUGGGGCUCAAGGGUCGAUUCCCUACUGGACUUCAGAAUUGCACGAGCAUAACUGGUGUUGAUCUUUCAAACAACAACCUUUUUGGACCCAUUCCAGAUAAUAUCUCUAAAAUCAUUGGGUUUGUGACAUCUCUUCAACUCUCAUCCAACAAUUUCUCUGGAAGCAUUCCAGAAAACCUUGCAAAUUGUAGCUAUUUGAAUAUUCUUAAACUCGAUCACAACCGGUUGACAGGUCAAAUUCCUCCACAACUUGGCUUGUUAGGUCGGCUUAAAACAUUUAGUGUAGCCAAUAAUCUUCUCACUGGACCUGUUCCAACUUUCCUAAAUGCCAAUGUGACAGCAGAUGAUUAUGCAAAUAAUGUAGGACUGUGCGGGAAGCCUUUGGACAACUGCCCUGGAACUUCAAAUUAUCGCCGAGGGAGGAGGGAGACUUUUGAAUUUGAAGGGGCGAGUGUAUGAAUGUUAUGGGUCUUGGAGGGAAAGACAACGCAUGAUCAAGAACUAAAAUGUACGACCCACUUGAUUGGCUGUGUUAAUUUAAUUAAAGAAUUUAAGUUUUUAUUUGUUGGUAAAUUUUGAGAUGAAUAUGGUUUAUCAUAACCCAAAAUAUAUAAAAGUGCAUUUAUUUUUUCAUGAAGAAAUUUAUAUUUGUGUAUUUUGAAUCAUGUAAACUAAGUUUAAAUAAAUUUUUUUUAUUUGUUUA
Manihot esculenta (cassava) is the source of this 1395-nucleotide messenger RNA. RefSeq names its product probably inactive leucine-rich repeat receptor-like protein kinase At5g48380. Gene Ontology annotation, molecular function: protein binding. The transcript has 2 exons. The record is from RefSeq and is a predicted model, not a curated record. Bases 435 to 1151 code for a protein of 238 amino acids. NCBI's taxonomy places the organism in Eukaryota, Viridiplantae, Streptophyta, Magnoliopsida, Malpighiales, Euphorbiaceae.